UGAUGUUGUACAGCAGGAACAGUGAAAAUUCUUGCUCACUUUCAUUCGAGAAGGAGAUGUUGAAAGGGACGAUGGUAUGACUAUCAACUGUCUCCAGAAAGCUCAUAUACUAGAUCAUUUUAUUGGCCCCACUCCUUGGCCCUAUCAUCAUAGCAGCCUAUCCGACGCCAGCCUAAAGCUCGGACGUCCGACGGACCAGGAACUAGGCCGGAUAACUGGUAUGAAUUCGACCACUCAUGUUCCACCUAAUUAUCCCAGCAUUACUCCGUAUGUCCAUUAUUUCACCACUUCUUAUGGAGGAGUUGGUGAUUUGGGAACAACGGACAUGCUUGCGUGUGCUUUCUACGCUGUCGUCGUUGUUCAUUCUUCUCAUAUCCGAUGCUUGUAUGAGAUUUAGGCUAUUCCUCGGUUGUGUUAGUGCUUACUGCUUAGCUCAACGGUAGAGCUGGCUUGCUGCCCAUGUUUGCGUGAUGAUCGAUCAUGUUGGGUUGGUGGGAAGUGAAGCAACCUGUCUGCUUUCCGAGGCCCCGUUGAACAGAAAUGAAACCUGAUAAGU
This is a messenger RNA of Aspergillus piperis CBS 112811, 556 nucleotides long. RefSeq lists its product as uncharacterized. The record is from RefSeq and is a predicted model, not a curated record. The transcript has a single exon. The coding region runs from base 77 to 397 and encodes 106 amino acids. Lineage: Eukaryota; Fungi; Ascomycota; Eurotiomycetes; Eurotiales; Aspergillaceae.